GGCUGAGGCUAGCUGUCUUGUUAUGUAGCAUCCAAGCUAACAAGCUAAGUUAAUGAGGCUAGCUGUCUUGUUAUGUCAGCUAGCCUCAGCCACACUUAGCUUGUUAGCUCGCAUGCUAACACAACCCCCCUCCCACCACGCUGCUGUCCAGCCACAGCAACACAUCCCAGAAGCAUGCGGUGUGAACUCUCCCCGCUAAAGGCCCGGACAGUGACAGCAGCCUCCUAGCUAGCUGGCUAGCUAGCCGGCUAGCUGGCGUUAGCUCCCAGCACUGACAGGUCUGUGUCCACUGCGCUGCCCUCUCCUCUCCUCUCACCAUUCAAUGAGGCAGCAGUGCGAGGCGAUGACAGCGCUGCGAGACACGGAAGAUGCCAGUGAAACAGACCUUGCCAAGCAUGACGAGGAUGACUAUGUGGAAAUCAAAGAGCAAAUGUAUCAAGACAAACUGGCCUCUCUGAAAAGACAGUUGCAGCAAUUACAAGAAGGUACACUGCAGGAGUAUCAGAAGAGGAUGAAGAAGCUCGACCAGCAGUACAAAGAGAGACUCCGAAAUGCAGAUCUGUUUCUCCAACUCGAGGUGAGUACGGAGCAGGUGGAGAGGAACUACAUCAAGGAGAAGAAGGCAGCGGUGAAAGAGUUUGACGAUAAAAAGGUUGAACUGAAAGAAAACCUAAUUGCAGAGCUGGAGGAGAAGAAGAAGAUGAUCGAGAACGAAAAAUUAACAAUGGAGCUGACAGGCGACUCGAUGGAGGUAAAACCUAUCAUGACUCGGAAGCUGAGGAGACGGCCCAACGAUCCGGUCCCAAUACCAGACAAACGGAGAAAACCUGCUCCAGCUCAGCUAAAUUAUUUGUUAACAGACGAUCAGAUAAUGGAAGAUUUAAGAACACUUAAUAAGCUUAAAUCACCAAAACGGCCAGGUGUCUCUCCCUCUCCAGUGUCUCCCUCGUCUCCAGAGCACGUCCCCUCCGCCCCCAUGGAGAGCCCCUCCCAGCGCUACGAGGCCCGCAUCGAGGAGGGGAAACUCUACUACGACAAAAGAUGGUACCACAAGAGCCAGGCCAUCUACCUGGAGUCAAAGGACAACACAAAGAUCAGCUGUGUCAUUAGCUCAGUGGGGACAAAUGAGAUUUGGGUGAGGAAGACGAGCGACAGUACAAAGAUGAGGAUCUACCUGGGCCAGCUGCAGAGGGGAGCGUUUGUCAUCCGCCGACGGUCGGCUGCGUGAAAUAUCACCCAACACCCAUCUGUUCAUUUAUCCAUCCAUCCGCCCGCUUGUUCAUCCACUGUUUCCCUAUUUGGAGCAUCUCACAUGUGGCGUCAUGUUCUUCAUCAUAUUCACUAUGAUGAAGAACAUUACACAAAACAUACACACACAGUCUUCCGUUGACCAAGAACAUCUCACCAGAUUUCAUCCGUUUCCCCACAUAAACCAAAUGAUAAUACAGUAAAAGUGGUAACUGACUGUUUUCCAGCAUUAUUUGUCACUAUGUGGCUUGUGUGAGGAGGCAGUUAGUGGUCAUAAAAGAGACGACUACAACUCUUUUUCCACACCAUUCUGUCCUUUUACAUUUAUCGUUAAGUUAUUUUUCUUCGACAGCCUCAUGUUGACCCACAGAAACAGUCUUGAAGCCUUUCAGAGUAACACUGAGAAAAGGGAUGUGAACUGCUGUAGGUUUGGAUGAAUAUCAUAAAUCACUGGACUAAAGAAGUCACGGUUUACGUAAACCAGAAGUCAUGUCCUUUCCAAACAAUGCCAAUUUUUUUGUCAUCAAGAAAACGGCUGCUUUAUACCCUGAUGGUUUGUCCAAAAAACAUGUUUAAAAGUCCUCUGUACAAAACCCUAGUUUUUUUUAUUUAGAGAAAAAAAGUGUUAUUUCUUUGCCAGUUUGUGUGAUCCUCUUCUCCAUAUGCGAACGAUCUGGAUGAGUUCAGCUGUAUUUGCAUGUGGAGCACUAAGUUGACUAUUGAUUUGUACUGUGUUACAUUUUAUUAAAAUGUUUUCUG
Messenger RNA from Anoplopoma fimbria (sablefish), 2007 nucleotides. RefSeq names its product SDS3 homolog, SIN3A corepressor complex component (gene suds3). Bases 323 to 1228 code for a protein of 301 amino acids. Gene Ontology annotation, molecular function: histone deacetylase binding. The transcript has 12 exons. Gene Ontology annotation, biological process: negative regulation of transcription by RNA polymerase II. The record is from RefSeq and is a predicted model, not a curated record. Lineage: Eukaryota; Metazoa; Chordata; Actinopteri; Perciformes; Anoplopomatidae. Gene Ontology annotation, cellular component: Sin3-type complex.